Messenger RNA from Rubroshorea leprosula, 3414 nucleotides. The record is from the annotation of a GenBank genome assembly. Lineage: Eukaryota; Viridiplantae; Streptophyta; Magnoliopsida; Malvales; Dipterocarpaceae.
AACACCGAGAUUGGGAGGAGAAGGCUCCAGAGUUCUGUCCAGGUUCACAAAACCAGGUAGCUGGUGACUCAAUAACAGACAGUGGUAUUGAAAAUAGAAAUAAAUGCUUGCGGGCGGAGGGUAAUAUCAGUAAGGAAAUGAAGAUAUGGGGGUUUGCCAGAGAAAUUGGGGUUGUGGAUCGCGGAAAUGAGGAAGAUAUUCUGCAUAGGCUCGAGGCCAUGGAGGAACGUGACAGAGAAAAUUUUAGAAGAUCAAAGGCCAGUGUGGGUGGUCAUGGGAAGAGAGCAGGGGUUAGAGAAUUAGUGAUUCGGGAAAAAGUGGAGUUCUUAUCAAUUCAAGAAUCCAAAACAGAGGUAGUGGAUCAUCAACUCUGUAGAGCCCUUUGGGGAUCAGAUGAAUUCGAGUGGGUUGCCCAACCUUCAAAAGCUAGAAUCCCUGUUUAUAUCGUUAACGUUUACUCCCCAUGCGACCUUCCUAGUAAAAGAGCACUAUGGGCUUCUCUCAAAAACCUUAUUUCUGAAAUUGGUGGGAACUGGUGUUUAAUGGGGGAUUUCAAUGCAGUAAGAAAUGAACAGGAAAGGAAGGGGGGGAUGAGUAUAAGGAGAGAAAUGCCAGAGUUUGACGAUUUCAUUCAUGAAUGUGGCCUUAUUGAUUUACCAUUAAUUGGCAGAAAAUUCACCUGGUAUCAACCUAAUGGAGCCUCGAUGAGUAGGCUAGACAGAUUUCUGCUCUCAGAAGAAUGGUGUUUGAAUUGGGAUAAUGUCAAACAAUGGGGUUUAAACCGUUCACUCUCUGAUCACUAUCCAAUUGUGCUCAAAAACCAAAUUUCAAAUUGGGGCCCUAAACCAUUUCGGUUCUUUGAUGCUUGGCUGGAAUUUCCUCAGUUUAAAGGUAUUGUCACUGAUAUCUGGAAGUCUACAGAAGUAAAAGGAUGGAAUGGGUAUUGUCUGAAGGAAAAACUGAAGGAAACUAAAAAGGUGCUGAAAGAGUGGAACAAGAAGAUGACAUCAGAGAUUGAAUUGGGCAUUCAAAAGAGCAUUGACUCUAUUGCCUCUAUUGAUAAAAAAAGAUGUGUGAAAGGAAGAAGAAGAAAGAAUGAUAUAUCAAGUAUCCUAGUGGGGAAUCAACGACUUGAAGAAGUCAACUGCAUGAAAGACGGUGUGGCUAAUUAUUUUGAGACACUGUUUAAAGAGGAUGUGUGGCAACGCCCAGUGUUAGAUGGGGUUGACUUCAAGAAGAUCUCAGAUGAGGAGAGGGCAAUGUUGGAAGCACCGUUUAGUGAGGAGGAAGUCAAACAAGCUGCGUGGAGUUGUGAGAGCACGAAAGCACCAGGAGCCGAUGGAUUCAACUUCAAAUUUGUCAAGGAGAUGUGGGGAACUCUUAAGGAUGACGUAAUGGGAUAUGUAUCUGAUUUUCACAAGCAUGGCAAACUGGUUAGAAGGAUGAACUGCUCCUUCAUUGUAUUAAUCCCUAAAGUCAAUAGCCCUCAAAAAAUUGAAGAAUUCAGACCAAUCUCACUAGUUGGUGUCAUGCAAUUAGUCGACAGUGUGAUCAUCGCAAAUGAGAUUAUUGAUGAAGCCCAGAAAAGAAAGAAGAAAGGAUUUGUGUUUAAAGCUGACUUUGAAAAAGCUUAUGACAAAGUCUGCUGGGAAUUCCUGGAUUAUAUGAUGCUAAGAAUGGGUUUUGGUCAAAAAUGGAAAAACUGGAUUAAUGAAUGUUUGAAGACAGCAGAAGUCUUAGUGCUUCUUAAUGGUAGCACCACCAGGCAGUUUAAGAUGCAAAGAGGUCUCAGACAAGGUGAUCCUCUCUCCCCUUUCUUAUUUUUUAUUGUGGUUGAAGGUCUUAAUGGCAUCAUCUCAUCAGCUGCGUCAUUGGGGAUGGUUAAUGGGAUUGAAAUUGGGCAGUGUGGCAUGAAUGUAACCCAUCUCCAGUUUGCUGACGACACAAUUGUGUUUGGUAAUGCUUCGGAAGAAAAUAUUUGGGCUGUUAAAAGUAUCAUGAGGAUUUUUGAGAUGGUGUCAAGGCUUAAGAUUAAUUUUGGAAAAAGUAUGCUUAUGGGCAUCAAUGUUCCGGAAGAAUGGAUGACUAGGAUGUCUUGUAUUUUGAAUUGCAAACAGGGAUCCUUUCCAUGUAAAUACCUAAGCAUGACGAUUGGGGGUAAAAGCAGAUGUAUUGCCAUGUGGAGACCUAUGAUUGAUUCCUUUAAGAAGAGACUGGCCAGCUGGAAAAAUAGAUUUAUCUCUCUUGGUGGAAGGAUCACGCUCCUUAACUCCGUGCUAUCUAGUCUCCUUGUGUUCAUGAUGUCUGUCCACUUGCUGCUUAAAGGUUUGAUUCUUAUUCUUGAUAAAAUUCGUAGAAAUUUUCUUUGGGGGGGUGGAGAGAAUAAUAGGAAGAUCAAUUGGGUUUGUUGGGAGAAGGUGUGUAGAAGUAAAUUGGAUGGUGGGUUAGGUGUGAAGGAUCUUAGAAAGUUUAAUUUAGCGUUGCUAGGCAAGUGGUGGAGUAGACUAGCGGAGGGAGAGGAAGGUCUUCUUUAUAAGGUUAUUCGUGAGAAAUAUGGUAGUAAUGGAGGUAAUUGGUUGAAUUGGAUCAAAGAGGGGAAACACAAGGGGUCGUUAUGGUGGAGGGAUGUUUGUAGAUUAGAUUAUUCAUGCUCAAAUAGAGUUGGCUGGCUCUUAGAUGGCUUUAAACUAAAGUUGGGAGAGGGUAUCUCUGUCAAAUUUUGGGAGGAUGUCUGGAUUGGGGACGAGACACUAGCCAAUAAAUUUCCCAGACUCUUUUUGAAUUCUUUAGGCAGGACAAAGAGCAUUUCUCAAAUGGGAUUCUGGAGCAAUGGAAGUUGGAAUUGGUCAUUAGAAUGGAGGAGACCUAUCUUAUCCUGGGAAGAACACUCGAUGGCGGAGCUGUGGAGGAUGUUGCAGAAUAUCCAACCAAGUAAGGGACAAAAAGAUCGAUGGGAGUGGAGGAAUGACCAGGGUAUGUACUCAGCUAAAUCGGGUUAUCAAGUUCUCUCCAGCAUCCACCAUCAGAGUAGGAACAACUUGCAUAAAAGAACUUGGUGCAGGUUAGUCCCCACAAAAAUUUGUGCCUUUGGUUGGAAAGUCCUUCAAGAUAGAAUACCCUCCAAGUGUGGUCCAAAUGCCUCCAAUGGUGGAGAACUUCUUCUGUUAGAGCUGACAAGUGCUAUGCAUCCUUUGAACAACAAGCAGCCUCCUUUAAAAAUGCAAACAUCAGGGCAGGAUGGGAUGCAGUCUGGUGUGCAACAAUCUGGUCUAUAUGGAGUGCUAGAAAUGAAAGGACUUUCAGAAACCAUGACCAAGAUGUCAAUAGGAUCUUUGAGUUGGUGCAACUGCGAACAUUCCAUUGGAUCAAAAACAGAACAGUAGGGUACUCUUUUAAUAUAUGUAACUGGAUGUU